GCUAGAUCACUGAUACAUACUUAAUUUGCUGCAUUCUGGGCAAGGGAUCGAGCACUAGUCGGGCCCUUCUCAGGGGUGUGCCUGGCGUUCUCCCACACCCUUUCAUUCUAUUACAAGGGCUUCGGCGCCAUCUGAGCACCUUGUACGGAUACCUCGCGUUUUCCAGCCAAUAGCCCAUCGUGUCUCGCAACGCACAGACCGAAGUCUUAGAUGUCAGACAUAGACCCCAUCAGUAACCCUCUGCCUGAACUUCGGCCGUAUCAUGUCCUUGUCACUGGCUUUGGUCCUUUUUCUCGCUACUCCGUCAAUCCUUCGUGGCUGGCAGUCAAUCCCCUGCACAAUACAAUAUUGAAGGUCGACAUACCAUUGGAACCCGUCCCCCCGGUAGACCCGUCUCUCACCAACCUUGAGGCACCUCUCACCGCGAGUCGCGAAAUCCGUAUCACUGCUUGUCGAGGUCUUCAUGCUCGCCCACCCGUUCUGCCUCCCAGCUCGGAUCCUCUCCUUCCCACUCCUUUUUCCCCUCUGGGGGGUUUCGAUCUUUUCUUCCACGUCGGUGUUAUUGGGAGAGGAUCACUCAGAAUGGAACGCGUCGGCCACAAGUUUGGCUACAACAUGAAGGAUGCUGCAGGCUCACUUGCUCCCAUCGUUCGCGUAUCAAGGGAGGAAGGAAACCAACCUCCUGUCGCACAAAACAUGGACAUAUCGCACUUCAGAGAUACUAUAGACUACAACGUCCCAUCUCCCGUGGACGGCAGCGAAACGCCGAAACGUGGCUUCGGGAAAGGCUACGAAUUAUUUGCAGAGGAAAUAUAUACUGACGUAGACGUCGAAAAAUUGGUGCACCAUCUCAAGAUCUGCGGGUUCGAUCAGAUAUACACAUCGAUGGACGCUGGUCACUACUUAUGUGACUUUUUGUACUACUGUUCAUUGGCAGAAAGCAAACGCUCCACAAAGAACGAUAAAUCCACACCGGCCUCUCAGGUCCUUUUCUUGCAUUGUCCACCGGUGGGUUUGCCUCUGAGCACCGAGGAAGUGACAGAGGCCAUUAGGAAGUCAAUCAUGUGGCUAUGCAGGGCUCCUGCGCAAUGAACGCUGGCUUGCUCUGUUUGUUAUGUAUCACCUUGUACCACGUCCACCGCCGGUUCCAUUAUCCGUCAUAACUAUCUACAGGGUAUAAUGUGCAAUGCAACUUGUUGUCCAGGUAGCAGAGGUCCGUGCAUUUGAUAGAGUAAGCGCCGAACCUCGUCAGUAGAAACCUAGUUUACGAUUGACCGUGAAGCGAACAUCUUGAUGUCAUUUUAUAUAGCAAAGCCUAGUGAUACUACAUACAUGUUAUAGUAACAACCUCC
Messenger RNA from Pisolithus orientalis, 1352 nucleotides. RefSeq lists its product as uncharacterized. Gene Ontology annotation, biological process: proteolysis. The record is from RefSeq and is a predicted model, not a curated record. The transcript has 4 exons. The coding region runs from base 211 to 1092 and encodes 293 amino acids. Lineage: Eukaryota; Fungi; Basidiomycota; Agaricomycetes; Boletales; Pisolithaceae.